Monopterus albus (swamp eel) is the source of this 2181-nucleotide messenger RNA. RefSeq names its product glutaredoxin 5 homolog (S. cerevisiae) (gene glrx5). The transcript has 2 exons. The coding region runs from base 145 to 615 and encodes 156 amino acids. The record is from RefSeq and is a predicted model, not a curated record. Gene Ontology annotation, cellular component: mitochondrial matrix. NCBI's taxonomy places the organism in Eukaryota, Metazoa, Chordata, Actinopteri, Synbranchiformes, Synbranchidae.
CCAAUCAACAAUCAACGUCAGGUCCCGCCCCUUCUUGCGAGCUUGAAGAAGUGUGUUAAACUACCUUGUACUGCCGCUGUUGAGAAACACAGUAGUGUUACGACGCUUUUUCAUUUCACAUAACUUUAUAACUUACCAAAUAUCAUGAAUAGUUUAAUUAGGACUGCUGCUCGUUGUCUGCGGUCGGGGGCGACGGUCUGUCAACCCAGACUAGCCGACGGACGCUUGUGGCCGACCUCGGCCCGGCUCCUGUGCGCGACGGCGGACCUCCAGGGAGGCCUUGGUGAAAUGGUGAAGAAGGAUAAAGUGGUGGUGUUCAUGAAAGGGACGCCCGCACAGCCCAUGUGUGGUUUCAGUAACGCCGUGGUUCAGAUCCUACGCAUGCAUGGAGUGGACGACUACGCUGCGUACAACGUGUUGGACAACCAGGACCUCCGACAAGGAGUCAAGGCCUUUUCCAACUGGCCCACAAUCCCUCAGGUGUACUUCAACGGCGAGUUUGUGGGAGGCUGUGACAUCCUGCUCCAGAUGCACCAGAAUGGAGAUCUGGUGGAGGAGUUGAAGAAGCUGGGCAUCCGCUCCGCGCUGCUGGAUGCUGAGAAGGAAUCCAAAUAGAAGACAAGGAUGAAUCUCAAGCAGCUGAUAAGGACAGGGGACACAUUUAUCAGAUUGAAUCCCCCCACUCAGAGGAUUGCAGAUAAAUCAACUCAGUAGGUUGUGAUGGGCAAAAGAGUUUAGAGGAAAGUGACAAGUGUAAGCAGUUUUGGUGGCAGCACUGCAUCUUAAGUGAUGGACAUUUAUGCUUUACCAUAUUCCUAAUGUAAAAACAGCUUGGAGUGUUGGAGUGGGAUACAGAGCUCCUGCUGCACUGCUAACACCUCUAUACAGUUCCUCUAAAUUUGCACAGAUGAUGUAUCUGACUGGUGAGGACUUUAAUCUUGGAAAAUUGCUUUCUUGACAUGUUGACAUAUUGUCACCUAUAUGUGGACAUAGUGAACUUAUAAGCAACAUUUUCAGUUGUUUCUAACCAUCUGAUGACUUUAAGUCCAAUUCUAGAAAAAUAUCUUGCUCCUUAGCUGAAUGGUCCACUGUGUUCAACAGCUAGUUACUAACUUUGCUUGGUCUGGAGUUUGGUGCUGGGCAGGUAACAUACAAAAGCCAAAAACGUUGCUAUGCGAGCUCAGAGACUGAACCACAACAGUAAAACUCUGGGUAAGAAAACCAAAACUGAGCUGAGCUGAGGGGAAACUGCAGGUGAUAAUUCUCAGUGAGUUCAACAUUAAUGAGCGACCACUUUACACAUAAAUAAUUGGACCCAUUGUUACUACAGGAAUAUUGACUAUAGCAACUUUAAUAUUUCCCUACCAUAACACAGGGAGGGAAAGCUGAAAUCUUUGCCCUAUAGAUCCUACUCUUUUUUUUUUUAUAAAUCAUAUCGCUAUCAUUUUAUUCUAACAGAUACUGUUACAAAAUAAAGAAUCCAUAAUAGCAUAGUUAGGGAUCACAGGCUCUACUGAAAUAAAUACAGCAAAGAACAUGCAGCUAAAAGACCAGUGAAAUUAUUUCCCAUCAAGAUGGACUACUACUGCCUUGAGCCUUAACACAAGAAUGCUGGCACUGUCUCUCAACCUGCAGUCCCUGUUACCUCUAUUGUUUGCUUUUUUUUUCAAGCCACAGUAAGUUCAAGACCAAAUGACCCCCAUGGUACACCAAGACUAACUAAAGAUCUUUAUGAUGUUGGUUUGGGUCACACCAGGAUGUCACCCCACCAGAAACCUUCCAAAUGCACUGCCUGUUUAAUAAGCAAAAGAACAAAGAGGGCAUAGAAGAUGUUUAUAUGUUAGGGAAGCUGAUGUAGGAUUGAGAACAUAAAAACAUCUUUAUUUAAAUGCUGUCCAGUUACACUACAUAUGGACAUGGACCCUGCCUCACUUGCCUCACUACACACAUGCACUGUCAUGAUUGUCUGCUUAUGUGUUCUGGAAAUGUGUCCCCUCUGUUAUAAUGUCUUCAUCUGCUGAAACACAACAAACAUAUCAGAGCAUCUUUUUCUUUCUUUCCUGAAGACAUUUCUCACAUUUAUCUGGAAAAACAGAAGCAGUUACAGUAUCUUUAGUAUGUUUGUUGUCUGUCCAGAUCUGUGGUAUGUUAAUCUGUCACUGAAAGAAAAGGAGCAUCUUA